This is a messenger RNA of Macrosteles quadrilineatus (aster leafhopper), 2784 nucleotides long. RefSeq lists its product as uncharacterized. Gene Ontology annotation, biological process: transcription by RNA polymerase I. The coding region runs from base 121 to 2070 and encodes 649 amino acids. The record is from RefSeq and is a predicted model, not a curated record. The transcript has 9 exons. NCBI's taxonomy places the organism in Eukaryota, Metazoa, Arthropoda, Insecta, Hemiptera, Cicadellidae.
UUGGUUUGGUAGGUUGUUUCCAGUAAGACUAAGGUUUUUUUUUAUGUUUAUUUGUGUGAAGUUUCUGGAUAAUAAACGAUCAUUAAUGUGAAGUGAAGUACGAUGUAGCUCAUCAAUAGAAUGACAUGUGCAGAAUAUCUAGCAAAAAAAGAUUGGGCUUGCAAUAACCCUAAUGAAAAAGAAAUAAGAUUCAUUGAAGACAGCUCGGAAGAUUCUUCUGAUGAAAAAAAUGACUCAACUAAUUAUAAAAGAUAUAAUGAUCUAUUACCCAAUGGCAAGCUAGUUCGCAAAUUGCUCCAGUCUAAGAAACCAAAAUUUAAUAAAAUUUGGCGUACACCUGGCAGUAAAAGAGACUUUUUAGAAAAGGGUACUGAAUCUAAAUCUAGAUUUCAUAAUAGUAAUAUUACAAUCUGUGAUAACACCAAUAGUGACACUGACCACUCUAUCACUUCUGAAACAAAUUGUCUUCCAAAGUCUAGUCCCAAAGACAUAUUGCUUGACUCAAAUUCAGAAUAUCUAGCAAAAAAAGAUUGGGCUUGCAACAACCCUAAUGAAAAAGAAAUAAGAUUCAUUGAUGACAGCUCUGAAGAUUCUUCUGAUGAAAAAAAUGACUCAACUAAUUAUAAAAGAUAUAAUGAUCUAUUACCCAAUGGCAAGCUAGUUCGCAAAUUGCUCCAGUCUAAGAAACCAAAAUUUAAUAAAAUUUGGCGUACACCUGGCAGUAAAAGAGACUUUUUAGAAAAGGGUACUAAAUCUAAAUCUAGAUUUCAUAAUAGUAAUAUUACAAUCUGUGAUAACUCCAAUAGUGACACUGACCACUCUAUCACUUCUGAAACAAAUUGUCUUCCAAAGUCUACUCCCAAAGACAUAUUGCUUGACUCAACUGAUGUGGAUGAUAUAGAGAAGAAUAAAACAGAAAAGUGUCUUGAUAUCGUACCAAGAAAAAUGGCCAAGACCGAAAAACGAAAGCGUGAAGAUAGUGCUUCUGAUGUUGAGCAUGAAAGGCCUAUUUCAAAGAAGACUAAAACCAAAGAGAAUGAAGUAAGAACAAAGGUAAAACGGAAAGAGAAGAGCCACGAUGUGUCGUCUAGUGAUGGUGAAAUCUCAGACAGACCUUCCUCUAAAGGUAGCAAGGAACUGGUUGUUGAUAAAACAAAUAGAAACUCUAUGAACACCCAUCUGUUGAGUUCGGAGAGUGAUAAUGAAAAUGCUAUGAGUGAUGAUAAAGUUACUUCCAAUGACAUUUAUGUAAGGGAUUCUGCUGCAAAUGGAAAAGCCCCGCAUGAAUCAUCCUACAGUUCGGAAGAAGAAAUUAGUGCAGAAAAAGCUGUGAUAUCAACUUCUAGUACUUUGGAAAGUGUUAAGAAACAAAUUCGCCGCAUGCCAAAGUUUACGCAAGAAUUGAACGAUGACAUUUCAAAACUUGCAUUACUACUAGAUAGAGAUUUGAUUGAAAAGAAUGACAUUUGGAUUCUGCAAUGUCCUAGUGAUAUGGAUUGCUCAGCCUUAGUCAGUCAAAGACUCAAUCUAGAUGGCAGUUGUAAACUGGACGACGGAGAGAAGACGUACGAGUCUUAUAGUUACCGCAACACCAACCCACGAAGUGCUACGCUGGCAGUGCCUAGUGAACGUAACCAACUAGAUCUGCGUAGGGUUCCAAUCACUGGAAACAUUAUAGUAGAGGAAUCAGUGAAAGCAGUUAACAAUAGUUCCAGUCAAAUAAUUUCUGAACCUCCAAGUAGGGUUGAGUUUCCAGAGAAUCUUAGAAUACGACAUCCUCUACUAGGAAUUGAUUUCUCCAAACAACCUCGCACUGCGGAGAGGAUUACUCACGUUUCUUCAAAAAAGAAAAGACAUUCAAAGAAACACGAUGAAAGUUACAAUGGUUCACUGUCAUUAGAUGUGGUUCCCAGCGAUGUUUUGUCAUCAAAAAAGAAGAAAAAGAAACAUAAGCACUGUGAAGAUGACACAGUUCCAGCUCUUGUAGAACAGCAGCUGGAAGAGUCUUUUGGUGGAAGUGCUAAAAAGAAGAAGAAAAAGAAACACAAAGACAAUGAAAGUUUUAGUUAGAAAAUGUUUUAUUUUAUUAAUUUUUACUUUGUUAUUUUCAUUGGACAUGAAAUGCUUUUACGCUAAAGCAAUCAGAUUUUAAAUAUUGACUAAUAGUUGUAACUUUGAAUUUUAAUUUGUAUCCAUGAAAUCAGGUGUCUACAAAUCUAUUAGAAACUCUAAAUCGUACAGCUAGUUACAACUUGUUGUUCCGGAAGAUUUAAGAUUUUUACUGUGUGUUUCCCUUAGAUUUAACUUAUUGUUUUUAAUUUAUGACAGUAAUGUAAUUCUGUUUUAGGAUUUUUGAUUGUUAUUUAUUAUUUAUUUUAAUGUACUAAACUUCAACUUAAAUUGUAUUUUGUCCAAUAUGCUACCAAUUUCUUAAAACCGAUGAGGCUUACUCAAACUACGAGACUAAAGACUAACCAAACUAAACCUAACUAAGAGCCUUUUUGUACAGACUUUCCAAAACAAACGAUAGGGUUAAAUAUAGGUUUCUUGGAAUAUGCCUAAUCAAUGAAUCCUGCAUUCAUACUCUUAAUAGGUAAAUCUAACAUUUGUAGCCUCUAUGGGCAAAAUAUGUAUAACAAUUCAAAAUGUACAUAAGUCAUAAGUGCCUUUUAUUUAUUGAUAAGUGUAUAUUUAAUUAUUGAAGGUGUUUUGUAAAUGGGUUAUGUUAAUUUUAUAAUUAAAUAAGUUGGUUUUGCAAAAGUCUGUCGAUUGUCAAACGACUCC